AUGGCAACCUCCGAAUCCAAGAAGAAGUCCAAGUCCAAGUCCAAGUCGUCUAAGGACGUCAAGGACGAGGUCCCCGAGACCGCCGCCGCCGCCGUCGCGGACCCCUCCUCCGACAAUGAGGCGAGCCCCCAAAAGUCGCCCGACUCCAAGAAGCGCAAGUCGGCCAACGUCGACGAAAUCGAAGUCGACCUCGAGGCCCCCGAACCCCCCUCCAAGCGCGCCAAGCGUGCCUUGAAGAAGGGCAAGAAGCUCCCGCCCAAGCUCGACAGCGACGACGAGAGGGAAGCCAAGAAGAAGAAGGAAAAGGAGGACAAGGAGCAGGCCUCCAAGCGCUCCGAGCACGGCGUCUGGAUCGGCAACCUGCCCUUCUUCGUCACCGCCGACGAGCUGCGCAAGUGGCUGGUCGCCAACUCGGGCGAGAUGAUCACCGAGGCCUCCAUCACCAGGUUACACAUGCCCACGACCAAGGUCCCGGGCAAGGACAAGCCGAACAACAAGGGUUUCGCGUACGUCGACUUCGACGACGUCGCGCCAAAGGUCGCCGCCAUCGCGCUGACCGAGGCCGAGCUGGGACACCGCAAGUUGCUGAUCAAGGACGCGACGUCGUACGAGGGACGGCCGAAGAAGGAGGCCGAGGCCGAGGGCGAGAAGGGCGGAAAGGCGGCCGAGGCCAAGGAGGAGGUGCCGAAGAGCAGCAAGAUCUUCGUGGGCAACCUCAGCUUCAAGACGACCGACGACGACGUGCAGCAGCACUUUGAGAAGUGCGGCCAGAUCGACUGGGUCAAGGUCGCGACGUUCGAGGACUCGGGCAAGUGCAAGGGAUACGGAUGGGUCAAGUUCAGGGAGCCCGAGUCCGCGGGCUGGGCUGUCAAGGGUUUCGUCAAGAUCAAGGAGGAGAUCGAGACCGAGGACGACUUCGUCGACAAGAAGAAGGAUGAGGAGGGCGACGAGGAGAUGAAGGACGGAGAAGAUGAGGGGUCGGAGGACGAGGACGACGAUGACAAGAAAAAGAAGAAGGAGAAGAAGAAGCAGGUGGAGGAGCAAAAGGUGAAGACGAGGAAGUGGUGGGUGAACAAGCUGCUCGGCCGCCCGCUCAAGAUCGAGCUGGCCGAGGACGACCAGACCCGGUAUAAGAAGCGCUUCGGCAAGGACGCGCCGAAGAGGAAUCAACAGGAGGGUGAGGAAAGCGGUGCCGCGGAGGGUGCGGCUCGGAAGGAGAGGAAGCCUCGUGCGGAUGCUAAGCCUGCGUCGGAGCUCAAAGCACAAGACGACCUGAUGGUUGCGAGAUUGACGGGCGCGGCUGCAAAGCACACGGGUACUAAGAUCACGUUUGAUUAA
This is a messenger RNA of Colletotrichum karsti, 1338 nucleotides long. RefSeq names its product RNA recognition domain-containing protein. The transcript has a single exon. Gene Ontology annotation, cellular component: cytosol. Bases 1 to 1338 code for a protein of 445 amino acids. NCBI's taxonomy places the organism in Eukaryota, Fungi, Ascomycota, Sordariomycetes, Glomerellales, Glomerellaceae. The record is from RefSeq and is a predicted model, not a curated record. Gene Ontology annotation, molecular function: mRNA binding.